AUGGCGGGCAAUGUAAGACAGCCUAUUGACAUCUCAGCGCUCAGUGAAUACGUGCGGGAGAAUGUGCCUCUAAUAAAGCUUCCCAUCAGCCUCAAACAGUUCAGUCAUGGGCAAUCCAAUCCUACUUAUGAAGUCACUUCAUCCGUGGGGUCACGAUUCGUGCUGCGGAAGAAGCCCCCUGGAAGCUCACUCUCCAAGAGUGCCCAUCGGAUCGAGCGGGAAUAUCAGGUUAUACAGGCUCUAGAGCACACCGACGUGCCCGUACCCAAGACAUACUGCUUCUGCGAGGAUCCUUCUGUCAUAGGAAGCCCAUUCUACAUAAUGGAGUUCUUGGACGGCCGGAUUUUCGAAGAUCCUUGGUUGCCUGAUCUCACGUCCGCGGAGCGUACCACGAUCUGGAAGGAAGCCGUUCGCACAUUGAGAAAAGUGCAUUCAGUCCAUCUAUCGGACAUCGGUCUCGGAGGUUGGAAGAAGCCAGCCAGCUUCUACAGUCGUCAGCUUAAGUCACUUGGCCGUGUCUCUGAUGCACAAGCUCGUACAAUACACCCUUCCACUGGGCAAGAAGUUGGACAGUUGCCGCACUAUGACGAACUUGUCUCCUUCUUCGCAACCCAAAGAUUCCAACCUGCCGAUAGGAGAACACUGGUGCAUGGAGAUUUCAAGUUGGACAACCUGGUUUUCCACAAGACAAAGCCGGAGGUGAUCGGCAUCUUAGAUUGGGAGAUGGCGACUGAGGGUCAUGCGCUCUCGGAUCUUGUCAACCUGACUUCGCCAUUCCUAUGGACAGCCGGGCAAGUUCCGCUAUUGACAGAGCUGGCGCUGACGGAUGACCUGAAAGAAUUACAGGCGAAAUGUUCGGCCGGGGAUAUUCCCGGACUGCCAGGUUUCGACCAGUGUCGGGUGUGGUACAAAGACGGUGCAGGUUCGGAUAUAGGAGGCCAGGAGGAUAUCGACUGGGCCGUGGCGUUUAGCAACUUCCGGACUGCUGUUGUUAUGCAAGGGAUCGCGGCGAGGUUCGUAAAUGGCCAAGCGAGUGGGGUCAAGGCGAAGGAGUUCGCUUCGCAGACGGUGCCAUAUGCCCUGUGGGCGCAGGCCCGAGUCCAAAUGAUCAAACAAAAAAGAGAACAGCCACUUGGCAAGCUUUAA
Molecule: messenger RNA, 1146 nt
Organism: Phialemonium atrogriseum
Lineage: Eukaryota; Fungi; Ascomycota; Sordariomycetes; Cephalothecales; Cephalothecaceae
Product: kinase-like domain-containing protein
Exons: 3
Coding region: 1-1146 (381 amino acids)
Source: RefSeq, a predicted model, not a curated record